CUUCAGAUACAGACAUUUAACGUGGAUGCACCAUGCCAGACUGUGGAAGAUUUAACGAGUGGGGUUGUGAUGGCCCAGGUUCUUCAAAAGAUAGAUCCUGCAUAUUUUGAUGAAAAUUGGCUAAACAGAAUCAAAACGGAAGUAGGAGAUAAUUGGAGGCUAAAGAUAAGCAAUUUAAAGAAAAUUUUAAAAGGAAUCCUGGAUUAUAAUCAUGAGAUUUUAGGACAGCAGAUUAAUGACUUCACCCUUCCUGAUGUGAGCCUCAUUGGGGAGCACUCUGAUGCUGCGGAGCUUGGAAGGAUGCUUCAGCUCAUUUUAGGCUGUGCUGUGAACUGUGAGCAGAAGCAAGAGUACAUCCAAGCCAUAAUGAUGAUGGAGGAAUCUGUUCAACAUGUUGUCAUGACAGCCAUUCAAGAGCUAAUGAGUAAAGAAUCUCCUGUCUCUGCUGGAAAUGAUGCCUAUGUUGACCUUGAUCGACAGUUAAAGAAAGCGACAGAGGAACUAAAUGAAGCCUUGUCAGCAAAGGAAGAAAUUGCUCAAAGAUGCCAUGAAUUGGAUAUGCAGGUUGCAGCAUUACAAGAGGAGAAAGGUAGUUUGCUGGCAGAAAAUCAGGUAUUAAUGGAAAGACUCAAUCAAUCUGAUUCUAUAGAAGACCCUAACAGUCCAGCAGGAAGAAGACAUUUGCAGCUUCAGACUCAAUUAGAACAGCUCCAAGAAGAAACAUUCAGAUUAGAAGCAGCCAAAGAUGAUUAUCGAAUACGCUGUGAAGAAUUAGAAAAGGAAAUAUCUGAACUUCGACAGCAGAAUGACGAACUAACCACUUUGGCAGAUGAAGCUCAGUCUCUAAAAGAUGAGAUAGAUGUGCUUAGACAUUCUUCUGAUAAAGUAUCUAAACUAGAAGGUCAAGUGGAAUCUUACAAAAAGAAGCUAGAAGACCUUGGUGAUUUGAGGCGGCAGGUUAAACUCUUAGAAGAGAAGAAUACUAUGUAUAUGCAGAACACUGUCAGUCUAGAGGAAGAGUUAAGAAAGGCUAAUGCAGCGCGAAGUCAACUUGAGACCUAUAAGAGACAGGUAGUAGAACUGCAAAAUAGAUUGUCUGAAGAAUCAAAGAAGGCAGAUAAAUUAGAUUUUGAAUAUAAGCGGCUAAGAGAAAAAGUUGACAGUCUUCAAAAAGAAAAGGAUAGGCUAAGAACAGAAAGAGAUUCUCUGAAGGAAACCAUUGAAGAGCUUCGUUGUGUACAGGCUCAAGAAGGGCAGCUUACAACUCAAGGGUUAAUGCCUCUGGGAAGUCAGGAGUCUUCAGAUAGUCUGGCUGCAGAGAUUGUUACACCUGAAAUCAGGGAGAAACUUAUUCGUCUUCAGCAUGAAAAUAAGAUGUUAAAACUUAACCAAGAGGGUUCAGACAAUGAAAAAAUUGCCUUAUUGCAGAGCCUUCUAGAUGAUGCAAAUCUACGCAAGAAUGAACUGGAGACAGAGAACAGGCUGGUGAAUCAGAGACUUCUGGAAGUACAGUCACAAGUUGAAGAACUGCAAAAAUCUUUACAGGAUCAAGGUUCCAAAGCAGAAGAUUCAAUUCUCCUUAAAAAGAAGCUUGAAGAGCAUCUAGAGAAACUACAUGAAGCCAAUAAUGAACUCCAGAAGAAGAGAGCCAUUAUUGAAGAUCUUGAGCCAAGAUUUAACAACAGCUCCUUAAAAAUUGAAGAAUUACAAGAAGCUUUACGAAAGAAAGAAGAGGAAAUGAAACAAAUGGAAGAACGAUAUAAAAAAUACUUAGAGAAAGCCAAAAGUGUUAUCCGUACUUUAGAUCCUAAACAGAAUCAAGGAGCAGCACCAGAAAUACAAGCUCUUAAAAAUCAACUCCAGGAACGGGACCGACUGUUCCACUCAUUAGAGAAAGAAUAUGAGAAAACAAAGAGUCAAAGAGAGAUGGAGGAGAAAUAUAUUGUUAGUGCCUGGUACAAUAUGGGAAUGACUCUGCAUAAAAAGGCAGCUGAAGAUAGACUGGCUAGCACAGGUUCAGGGCAGUCAUUUCUGGCUAGGCAAAGGCAAGCAACCAGCACACGAAGAUCUUACCCAGGCCACGUUCAAUCAGCCACAGCAAGGUAGAGACAUCUUGCCAUUAGAAAUUAAAAACCACCUGCAUUCACAGCAUACUUCUGUUACAUAUAACAACAUUUCAGGAAGUUCAGCCAGCUUACUUUUUGUUUCUCUUCUAUGUUUCUCUUCUAUGUUUCUCGUUUUGAGGGUCUUUUCUCUCUUCUGUAUCUUUGUUUUAGUCUCUUUAUUCCUUAUUUUGUAGUCCUUUCAGUUCCUUUUAAUGUGCCAAAAAUUUGUACAUGUUCAAUUAAAAAUGUUGUAUAAUAGUGUAGUACUUUUCUUUGUAUAAAAAUGUCCUCUUCCUCAAAAUGUAAGCUUUGUAAUGAAUUAGAUUUUCUGCCAAUAAUUGAUAUACUAUUUAUAUUCUUUAUUGUGCCUCUGUGUUAUCAUGCUUUAUAAGAAUGUCUUUGUUUAAAGGGAAUUAAUCUUUUUAUGAUGUAUUAAUCUGUGUUUUCCAUUGUUUUCCAGAUACACUCCAAAUAACUUGCAUAUUUACUAUACAAAAUGGUUGACAAGUGUUCUUUUUGCAAAGACAUAAAUACAUUGGCAUAGGUGCUAAUCACAUCUUUUUAAGGCACCUGGUAGAAUUAUUUGGGAAAAAAUGAAUUUUCACAUUGUUUUAUAGGAAAUUAAAUUUAUCAGAAGAUUUGGAGACUGUUUUUAAAGCAUAAUUACAUGAAGUUUUAUU
Molecule: messenger RNA, 2785 nt
Organism: Carlito syrichta (Philippine tarsier)
Lineage: Eukaryota; Metazoa; Chordata; Mammalia; Primates; Tarsiidae
Gene: HOOK3
Product: hook microtubule tethering protein 3
Exons: 21
Coding region: 70-2106 (678 amino acids)
Biological process (GO): cytoskeleton-dependent intracellular transport; cytoplasmic microtubule organization
Cellular component (GO): cytoplasm; centrosome
Molecular function (GO): dynein light intermediate chain binding; microtubule binding
Source: RefSeq, a predicted model, not a curated record